CAGGCUUCUGUUUCCAGCACCACUGCACCACUUCACGGUCUGCAAAACGUAUUAAAAUUAAUCGGAUCAACUGAUGUUUAGGGUCUCCGAAGGUAUUUAAAAUUAUACAUUUUUGAAAAAUAUAGUUUCUAAUGGUGGCUGUGGGCACUUCGCUGCUACUUGUUUGGAAUAUACGCCUACCCGCCGCCGUUUUCGGGACGUUAUGAUUAUGGAAACCUGCUAUUUGAGUCACGUAGUCCUAACCCGUCUUUCUCUGUUGGUCCUCUUGGUCGUUCUGAGACCCCUCAAUGCGUGGAUUUACUCCUCCAGCAGCAACGAUAUGGAUAGGGCACUGGUAACGGGAGUAUACUUCUCUCCCCGGGUUACUAACUCGGAAGAAAUAACUGCCAUAACUGCCUUACCAAAAUACUUGUUUACUACUCCGGCAACUUCUACGGACUUUAGGGAGGUAUCAUCACCAUCACCUGGAACAGAACUCCACCACAGAGUCAGGCAUUCCGAGGAGAGUGAGACACGGGCGUUGAGUGAAGACAAAUUAGCCACUGAACAAAACAUACGUCUCUCCUCGGGCUCAACCAGUUGGACAUCAGAAGGAACCCUUGGUUUGUCGACGGAGCAGAGGAGCUCUACCAUUGUAGUGUCUACAGAGGCUACCACACAGUGGGAGGACAAGACCAGACUAACACCAGACCACCUACCAGAGGCCUACUCUGGGCUCCCAGCACAGCUCAGGGCUUUGACUGAAACAAAACGCUCAGUAGAACUUAAGUCUGUGUCUGGUACGGAAGCCAGACCACCUCAGGACAGCCCUGAUGCUGACAGCAGUCUCAGAGGGGACCAGUCCACAAACCGAGGUACUGUGGAUCUCAGAGAAGACCAAUCCACAACCCAAGGCACAGUGGGUCUCAGCGAGAACCAGUCCACGAACCAAGGCAUUGAGGGCCUCAGAGAGGACCAGUCCACAAACCGGGGCACCUUGGGACUCAGCGAGGACCAGUCCACAAACCAAGGCACUGUGGGCCUCAGAGGGGACCAGGCCACAAACCAAGCUACCAUGGGGCUCAGAGAGAACCAGUCCAAUAUCCGAGGCACCAUGGGUCUCAGUGAGGACCAGUCCACAAACCGGGGCACCUUGGGACUCAGCGAGGACCAGUCCAAUAUCCGAGGCACCAUGGGUCUCAGUGAGGACCAGUCCACAAACCGGGGCACCUUGGGACUCAGCGAGGACCAGUCCAAUAUCCGAGGCACCAUGAGUCUCAGUGAGGACCAGUCCACAAACCAAGGCACUGUGGGCCUCAGAGGGGACCAGUCCACAAACCAAGCUACUGUGGGGCUCAGAGAGAACCAGUCCAAUAUCCGAGGCACCAUGGGUCUCAGUGAGGACCAGUCCACAAACCAAGGCACUGAGGGCCUCAGAGAGGACCAGUCCACAAACCGAGGUACUGUGGGUCUCAGAGAGGACCAGUCCACAAACCGAGGCACCGUGGGUCUCAGAGAGGACCAGUCCACAAACCAAGGCACUGAGGGCCUCAGAGAGUACCAGUCCACAAACCGAGGCACCGUGGGUCUUAGCGAGGACCAGCCCACAACCCGAGGCACCAUGGAUCUCAGAGAGGACCAGUCCACAAACCGAGGUACUGUGGAUCUCAGAGAGGACCAAUCCACAACCCAAAGCACCAUGGGUCUCAGCGUGGACCAGUCCACAAACCAAGGCACUGUGGGCCUCAGAGAGGAACAGUCCACAAACCGAGGCACCGUGGGUCGCAGCGAGGACCAGUCCACAAUCCGUGGCACCAUGGGUCUCAGAGAGUACCACUCCACAAACCAAGGCACCGUGGGUCUCGGCCAAGGACAGUCAACAGAUACUCUCAGGCAGGAACAGUGGACCGACCUAGGAACCAUGGCUCUCCCCAUCCCUGUCCACACCGACCGCACCUACAUCUCCUCCACUAUGAGUCGAGCGGGAGAGAGGACCUUACUGUCUGUGAGCUCCAACAGCACCUCCAUGUACCCUAAGGACUCCACCUUGGGCCUCCCGACCAGCCGCACCGGUGCCGGGGCUGGGGAUGUCACCGACAGGAUACCCUCCACUGGACCUGACCAUGGGCAUGACGCUACGUCUGGGUCUGACUCUCACCCCCACUCCAACACCAACUCUUCACAAGAGAUGCCUGGUGGUUUGUCCUCCAAAGGGACCAACCCGCUGACUGAACCCCCCAAUGUGACCCAACAGCAGGACCUAACCUCUCUGAUUUCGGAGGGAACCCCCUCCUCCACCCCCCCUCUCAGCGUGGCUGAUAACCACAGCAGACAGGACACAGACACAACAGACUCCAGUCAGCCUUCCAGAGGCAGGACGUCCCAGACAGAAGAUGGGGUCCCUGAUUCUUCACAGCCCCCCUUCCUGUUUUCAGAAGGACCCAGUCAUCCCAGCACCAACACCUCUCAGGGAGGAGAUAGAGAUACUCCCUCCAUCAUGGUCACCGGGUCUGGCACUUCCACAGAGUCCUCCACAGGUGCCCUCAGCACCCAGGGGGGCCAGGGUGGGACAGAAGGAGUCACAUCACUCCACACAGAGGACACACCUACCAUCAUAGGUCUGGCUCUAACUACUGCUCACCCGACGCUACGAGAAAGUGCCACCGCCCUGGAAGACUCCCUGUCCCGGUUCAUCUCAAGCCAGCCUCCCUUUGUCCCCAAGACAGAGCAGCCAUCGCCGGAGGUGACCACAGAGGUCCUGAUGUCCACCACAUCCGUUACCAUUACGAUGACGUCACAGGUCACUGAGGAGGAGACCUACAGAUUUACUACGGCAACCAGCACCACACUGACACCCCCUCUGGUUACGACAAGGAUGGUUCAGCUUAGCACCACCUCCGUUGAAGCCCAGACUCAACCCACCACCAUCCCUACCACCAUUACCACUGAGACCACUCUGGGUCUCCAGACCUCGGCUUCAACCCCCCUGCGCCCAGCUACACUUCAGACCCAGACCCAGGAGCCCUCAACAGGGGUGAGCUUCACCGACGUCACCAGCUUCACCAAUGUAACCACCUUGCCCCUGGAGACCAGCACGGCCACACCGGGGAACACCACGCCCCACAGCGGCCAGGACAUCACCACCAACACUACUACAGCCUCCUCUUCCUACAGCCAAAGCACCACCACCAGGAGCACAGUGGAACUGCACACUACAGGGAAACACACUGACAGGGGGACCACUGAGGUAGAAGUGACCGCAGCUCCAAUGGACAUCAGAUCUACAUCUCAGACACCAGGUAGUGCCUGUGAAUCCAACCCCUGUCUGAACGGAGGUGAGUGUGGAGAGACCUAUGGAGGGAGGGAAUUCACCUGUUACUGUCUGUCAGCAUGGACAGGACCUAGCUGCAAUGAGGAUGUGGAUGAGUGUGAGAUUGGCCCCGGCCCCUCGGGCCCAUGUCCCAGUGACUCUACGUGUGUUAACACCAGGGGCUCCUUCAGCUGCGAGUGUCCCCUGGGCCUUGACAUUGAGAACGGACGAGACUGCACGCGAGCAAAAACCUUCUUGGGGACGUUCAGUGUCAACAACUCUCACUAUGACCCACUGCUCUCCAGGAGCGCCACACUGCAUGAGAUCCAGAGAGAGAUCAACCAGCUGCUCAAUGCCUCAUUAUCAAUUCUGCAUGGUUACCGGCGCUCUACUUUGAGUAAAAAAGGGGAAGACGGAGUUCAUAUCUCUGCUGUCAACAUGUUCUCCCUCUCUGCUGACGUGACCAGCUCUGAGGUCUACGACAGCAUACAGAUGUCUCUGAACAACUGUAACAGCACUGCUGGACACUGCAGAGUGGUGGUCACUCACCAGCUCUCCUAUCAAGUUGAGAGUCUGUGUCUGGCCCAGAACACCCAGUGUCACCAAGAGCGUUCCUUCUGUGUCGACUCCAAUGGGACUGCCUACUGCCAGUGUCAACCAGGGUACUUCAAACUCAACCCUGAGGACCAGUCCUGCCUAGAAUGCGGUGAUGGUCUGAAAUGGGUCAAUGGAACCUGUAUCAGGUGCACAUUUGGAUUUGGAGGAUUCAACUGUGGAAAUUUCUACAAGCUGAUAGCUGUGGUGGUAUCGCCAGUAGGGGGUGCCCUACUCCUUGUUCUCAUCAUCGCUCUCAUUGUCACCUGCUGCAAGAAAGACAAGAAUGACAUCAACAAGAUCAUUUUCAAAAGUGGCGAUUAUCAAAUGUCGCCGUAUGCAGAGUUCCCAAAGAGUAACCGUGUUUCUAUGGAGUGGGGGAGAGAGGCCAUCGAGAUGCAGGAGAACGGUAGCACCAAGAACCUGCUACAAAUGACAGACAUCUACUACUCUCCUGCGUUACGUAACUCUGACCUAGAGCGUAACGGCCUCUACCCGUUCUCUGGCCUGCCAGGCUCCCGUCACUCCUGUAUCUAUCCCGCCCAAUGGAACCCUUCGUUCAUUAACGACGACUCACGACGUCGGGACUACUUCUGACGCCCAGCUACCCCGCCUCUGGUCCUGCCUAGCCAGCCAACCCCACCUCUGGCCGUGUCUUGCCAGCCAACUCCGCCUCAGGCCCUGCUUUGCCAGCCAACUCCACCUCUGGCCCUGCCAAGCCAGCCAACUCCGCCUCUGGCCCUGCCUAGCCAGCCAAAUUUGCAUCUGGCCCUGCCUCACCAGCCAACCCCACCUCUGACCCUGCCUAGCCAGCCAACUCCACCUCUGGCCCUGCCUCACCAGCCAACCCCACCUCUGGCCCUGCCUACCCAGCCAACCCCACCUCUGGCCCUGCCUCACCAGCCAACCCCACCUCUGGCCCUGCCUACCCAGCCAACUCCACCUCUGGCCCUGCCUACCCAGCCAACUCCACCUCUGGCCCUGCCUACCCAGCCAACUCCACCUCUGGCCCUGCCUACCCAGCCAACCCCACCUCUGGCCCUGCCUAGCCAGCCAACUCCACCUCUGGCCCUGCCUACCCAGCCAACUCCACCUCUGGCCCUGCCUACCCAGCCAACUCCACCUCUGGCCCUGCCUACCCAGCCAACUCCACCUCUGGCCCUGCCUACCCAGCCAACUCCACCUCUGGCCCUGCCUACCCAGCCAACUCCACCUCUGGCCCUGCCUACCCAGCCAACUCCACCUCUGGCCCUGCCUCACCAGCCAACUCCGCCUCUUGCCCUGCC
Messenger RNA from Oncorhynchus gorbuscha (pink salmon), 5169 nucleotides. Its product is annotated as protein HEG-like. The record is from RefSeq and is a predicted model, not a curated record. The transcript is spliced from 14 exons. NCBI's taxonomy places the organism in Eukaryota, Metazoa, Chordata, Actinopteri, Salmoniformes, Salmonidae. The coding region runs from base 203 to 4480 and encodes 1425 amino acids. Gene Ontology annotation, biological process: heart development. Gene Ontology annotation, molecular function: calcium ion binding.